Messenger RNA from Siniperca chuatsi (mandarin fish), 2916 nucleotides. It is a transcript of the gene pofut4, whose product is annotated as fucosyltransferase 11 (alpha (1,3) fucosyltransferase). Gene Ontology annotation, molecular function: alpha-(1->3)-fucosyltransferase activity. NCBI's taxonomy places the organism in Eukaryota, Metazoa, Chordata, Actinopteri, Centrarchiformes, Sinipercidae. Gene Ontology annotation, cellular component: Golgi membrane. The transcript is spliced from 5 exons. Bases 450 to 1943 code for a protein of 497 amino acids. The record is from RefSeq and is a predicted model, not a curated record.
GAAAGAUGUGUAAUGGUUGACUAGUUUCAGGGACACAAUGACAGGGGUGAAGGGCCGAGAUGUCUACCAAAGGUCUCUGGUUGAAGCUCUGGGCUGGAUGACUACAGCCGUGUUGUUUACUACAUGACAGUAAUUUUGACUCAUGAUAAUCUACACAUGUACCAUGCUUGCCAGCAAUGGCGUAGGACCUUAAAAGAGUUAAGACAUUAGUUUUAUGACAUAUAUAACAGGUGAAGUGCAGGAGUCCUACGCCACAACAAAAGGGGCUAGUCAGGAUCAUGAGCUGACUCUGGAAACGACUAAUGGUCUUGCGCAGACCACAAACAUGUACCAGCAUGUUGUCAACUGUCGCCGGCGGCUACAACUCUGACUGAACUGCUUCUUUGAUGGUCUCUGCAAAACUGUUCAUGAUGUGCAUCAGAGCAGAAGUUAAGUAGGAACCGAAACAGAUGGCAGGUAGAGGCAGCCUGGUGCCCUGUGUGUGUUUGGGGCUGUUUGGUGUCCUGUGCUGGGUCUGGGUCUCCUUUGCCUCCAUUCCAGACGAUCAACUUCCCCUGGAGGCCUUGGAUGCAGUGGACCGAGGAGCCUUUCAGCCCCAGAGUGCUCUGUCAGAGAUGGAGUUUGCUUCCAUCAGUUCAUACAGAGGACCUGGCAACAAUGACCGCCGCAGGAACAAGGAGCUGCCCAUUCUCCUCUGGUGGAGUGGAGGACUGUUCCCUCAUUUUCCUGGUGACACUGAACGCAUUGACUGUGCCACAUCCUCCUGCCUGGUCACAAGCAACCGCAAGGUCCAGCUGUACAAACGGACAGCAUCCAUCAUCUUUUACGGAACAGACUUCAGGGCAUAUGAGGCACCGCUCCCUCGUCUCCACCACCAGACCUGGGCACUGUUCCAUGAAGAGUCACCCAUGAAUAACUACGCCCUCUCCCAUGGACCGGGAAUCAGACUGUUCAACUACACUGCCACGUUUCGCAGGGAGUCAGACUAUCCUCUGACCCUGCAGUGGCUGCCCUCUUUGGACUACUUGCUGGCGCCUGUGGUUGUGUCCCUAGAGGAGAAGAACCAGCUUAGGAGGGAGGGCCUGGCUCCUGUGCUCUACAUGCAGUCUCACUGUGAUGUACCGUCAGACAGAAACAGAUAUGUCCAGGAGCUCAUGAAGUACAUUCAGGUGGACUCUUACGGGAAAUGCUUGAACAACAAACCUCUACCUGAACAUCUGGAGGACACAGCCACAGCUACUGGCGAAGAUCCCAACUUUAUGAAUUUUGUUGCACGCUACAAGUUUCACCUGGCACUGGAGAACGGACUGUGUCCAGAUUACAUGACAGAGAAGCUGUGGCGGCCUCUCCAUCAGGGCUGUGUGCCCGUCUAUCGAGGCUCCUCUGUGGUGGCAGACUGGAUGCCCAACGACCACUCUGCAAUCAUCAUAGAUAAGUUCCCUUCACCAAAAGCUCUCGGUGAAUUCCUCAAACUUCUUGAUGAGAAUGAUGAUGAAUAUGCCAAAUAUUUAGAGUUCAAGAACCCCAACCACAUUACUAACACUCGUUUGCUGGAGGCUCUGGAGACCCGCGAGUGGGGGGUUAAUGACAUGAGUAAACCCAACUACCUGAAUGGAUUUGAAUGUUACGUGUGUGACCAGGAGAAUGCACGACUGGCAGCAGAACGAGCGUAUAGGAAAGCUCCUAAGAAUAAUCAACCUCCUCAGCCUAAAAUGGCCAACAACUCUCACAUGGGUUGCCCCCUCCCCAGCCCAGGGUACGGAGAUGUCCAAGACUUACCUGCAGAUGAUGGAUGGUUGCAAAUAUGGCCUCAGGAUUACUGGCAGAGCCUGGACCAAGCAGAGGGGCUGGAAUCUCUGAUAAGACAUAACGAGUCAGACCCUUCGCUGCUGUGGAAGCACAUCCAAAACAUUGCUGUGAGCAGAGCCAGAGGAAAACACUGACACAGGCCUUGAAACAAACAGAGGAUGGAGCACGUCCAGGAUUACAGGGGUGUCCCAUGUUAUGCAUCCGCUCUAUUUAAAUGAGGGAAAGAAGCAGAAAUUACUCAUAUUUUUGCACCUGAGCCAAAACUCCUUUUAAAACUAAACUCUGUUUAGUUAUACUAUAACAGAUUUUGAUAUUGUAUUCAGCUGACAUGAUACUUUUGUCCUUUAUCCCAAGUUCAGUAAUGGGAAAAUAAUGUUUUAGAGUGCUAUAUGCUAAUAUUUAAGUCAUUUUAUUAUUAUAACUGAGGUGCCAUCAUUGCCCUUACCCCGCCUUGCAUUGUUAACGUUAACUGCAGGCAGUGUAGUUGUUCCACAGAGGCACAUUCUCAUGGGAGGCAGAUUUUCAUUGGACUGGGGCAGAGCCAAAGCCUUGUCCUCUGUACCAAGGGAGCUCUGCCUAACUGUGUGUGAAGACCAUCAAGACAGUAGCCAAUGAACUGCAUUAGCUUCUUUACAGUUACUCAGCAGGUCGGUGAUGGUUAUUAGCUAAAGUCACAUUUAUGUACACAGCUGUUUUAAAUGACUAUGCAAGGAAAAUAUUAUUUCACCAAGGAGUGGAGAAAGGCAAAUGUAAUGUUUAGCACAACUCCCCUGUGGGAAAAUCACCACUGUAUUUGUAAAUUAGUUCUCAGUAACAGCUCAUCUAAUGAAUUUCUGUGGCAGAUACUAUAAUAUUGCCAUAACUGUUGUCUGUUACAUGAUACUAACAUCAUGUUUAUGUGCAAUAAUUUUUGAAUCAUGCUUUUCUAAAACAUGUAACUGCUUGGGAAUCCAUGACAGUAUUGUGUCUACUAGCACAAUGCCUUUGUAUCACAUAUUUAUACCAGGAUUAUAUAAAUCUUUUUAUUUUCUUAACAAAGCAUCAUACAUGUGAACACACUAUUUUGUAUCAAGAAGAGCAAAACAAGUAAACAUUUUGUAGCAGUCA